This is a messenger RNA of Alligator sinensis (Chinese alligator), 2642 nucleotides long. RefSeq names its product phospholipase A2 inhibitor and Ly6/PLAUR domain-containing protein-like. Gene Ontology annotation, molecular function: phospholipase inhibitor activity. The record is from RefSeq and is a predicted model, not a curated record. Gene Ontology annotation, cellular component: extracellular region. The coding region runs from base 1327 to 2004 and encodes 225 amino acids. NCBI's taxonomy places the organism in Eukaryota, Metazoa, Chordata, Crocodylia, Alligatoridae. The transcript is spliced from 7 exons.
CCAUUUCCCCCCACGGGGAAGGAUCCUGCAGCACUCGCUGCAAGCCAGAGACUGCUGGCUGCAGCAAAGAGACCUGAGAGCUAGAGGUGGCUCCUCCCGACCAGAAGCCCAGAGAAAAGGGUAGAGGGGCACGGAGAGACCCUGACGCCAAUGACUGCAGCAGAGGGGCUGGAGGUGCCGAUGCAUCACCUGGCGCCAGACCAGGUGGGACCGUUGAGGGCAUCAGGGAAGCCGAAGAGGUGCACCAAAUGGGAGACAGGAGGCCAGGGCAGUACGAGAGGCUGCGAAGCACGGACCUCGGCAGCGUUUCGCCGAUCCUGUGGGUAACAGGAGGACAGGUGUCUACUGAAGGACCACAGGGGGCCCAAAGAUAUAGAAGGCUGGGCGACGAGGGAGAGGAAUUGUGGUGGAGACCACAGGAUAUCACGGACAUAUACAGGGCCUAGCAUUGUCCCAUAGGGUCAGGGGCGGGUUGGUAGUGACUCGGUCAAGGGGGCCUGGCGGGGGGAUGGUUGGAUCCUUUAGAGUGUGUCAGUGAGUUUUUUUGUAUUUUGUGUUUCCCACUUUUGGAGGGGUUGAGCAUCAGGGCUCGUGGAGCCUGAUUGUUAUGAAGGCCUCAGGGUCAGUGUUAGCUUUAAGGAAAGGCAGCGGCCUUGUGGCCUGGGGAGGAUACCACAGACUGCCAAUGCUUUCAGCAGGGAGACUCACCCCUCCCACGAAAGUAAUCAGGGGCUCAACGCUCAGGAAUCUGGCCAUGAGGAUAGCAAUGACCCACCAAGGCUGGGUGUAAGAGCGAGGUAGAGGGGAGGUGGAGCUUCUGUGAGGCUGCCAGAUAGACGUUCUGCCAUCGAGGGACUCCGAGUGGUUUGACCCUCCACUGAAAUAAGAUUCAAAGUCGUGGCGGGUGAGACUGGGGAAGACCACACUGGAAAUGAACACCUACUCGAUGGACUACCAUGGACGGUAAGGCGGACACCAUCGAACAUUCGGACCAAAGCUGCACGUGACUGGAUGUUCGAGGCCAGGCGGGCACACAUAUGUAUAUAUUAUAUACACGACCUCGCUGUGAGUAUUUCCCAAAAGGAAGGAAAGACCGAGAGGCAAGCACAUGAAGUGGGAAGGGGUAACAGCCUUUUAGCAGCCUGUGAUUCUCCUCCCUACUACAUUCUGGCUCAUGUAACCCAUCCCAGAGUCACCAGUGAAGAUUCGGGAGCUUCUCCCAGACAAGAGAGGGCUGCCAGCUCAGCUCAAAGGGCAGCAUUCAUGUCCCACAGUCCCCACAACUGCAUCUGAGACCUCCAGUACCCACCCCCGUCGGUUCCCACAAUGAAGGCUCCUGUCGCCCUUCUCCUCCUCCUCCUCCUCUUCCUUGCUGUCCUCCUGGUUGCAGGGUCCAGCAUGUGGUGUGAAGUUUGCAGCAGCCUGGGCACCAACUGUACAGGCCCGAUUCAGAAGUGCAGUGUGGGCAACAACACCUGUGCCACCAUCCUGACUGAGAUUGCCUGGGGUGGAAACCAGACUCGGGGCAUCUCAAAGGGCUGCAUGCCCACAGCAGCCUGUGGCUUGGGACACUUUGUGACCCAUUUCCAAGGCCGGGUCAUCAACAACAGUGUCUCCUGUUGCACUGGAGCCACCUGCAAAAUGGCCCUUGGGAAUUUGUCCCUUGAGAAUGACACCCAGAAUAACUUCCAGUGCCCUGCCUGUUCUUCAUCCUCCCCUGACUGCCUUGACCGUUCCAUCAAGUGUGUCAGGAAUGAGAACCAAUGCCUGGAGAUGAAACAGGAGGAAAUAAGUGAAAACCCACCAAUCAACACGACCAUCUGGGCCUGUGUGACUGAAGCCACCUGUGUUGACUUGCAAGUGAGCCCAACGAUUUUUGGAGGACGUGGUAAAUACAGAACUGUAACCAAAUGUAUCCCAGCCAGCAGUGUGGGCAGCAUGGGACCACUGAGCCUUCUGCUCCCAGCCCUCACUGGGUUGCUCCUGGCAAAGCUCCUCUCCUGAACCUCACCCCAGGGAACCUUGACACCACACUGAGCCCUGCUUUGUGGAUGGCCUUCCCUGUCCAGUGCUCUCAGGCUCCACAUGGGUUUGCUUCCACCUUCAUUUGUUCCAGGAAAUAAAACAAAUUAUGAGAGAACUCUUCUGGGAUGAUUGGUUUCUGUUUGGGUGUAGAAGGGACCGUAUUUUCAUGGGGAGAUGUUAGUUCUGGUAGGUGGCGCCAGCUUCAUGACUUGGAGCCCUGCAGUGGUGGCAUUUGGCAGCACUGUGUGGGAGCUCCAGAGCUCAGGAGACUCCCAGGGUUUGGAGGGGGGGGGCUAUGUCCAUGGUCAUUAGUCCAUGUGUGGGGCCAGGACAGCCACUCAGGGUCCCCCAUCUUCCACCCCAGGUAUGAGGGCUGCAGGAAGCAUAUCCCACCCCUGUCUUCCUCCCACCUUGCUCACAUGGAGGGUCUAGCAUAGUAGAGAAUGUGGAACUGGGAACCAGGAUUCCUUGGUUCUCUCCCUGGCUUGAGGAGCAUUUGGCGUCCUGUUUGGUUCUCCCCAUCCCAUCCACCCCAAUCUGCCAGGAUUCCCUCACCUCCCUGCCUCCACUGCUCAGAUGCUUGUGGUCCUGUUGGAGGUUGGUGCCCAGCUGAUCCC